Molecule: messenger RNA, 703 nt
Organism: Bursaphelenchus okinawaensis
Lineage: Eukaryota; Metazoa; Nematoda; Chromadorea; Rhabditida; Aphelenchoididae
Source: the annotation of a GenBank genome assembly
AUGGAUGACGAUGAGAUGCAUGCUACAGUCUCCACCAUCUUCCACGCCAGCAACACGUUUCAACGAAGCCGGGGACAGAAUAGUGCCCUCAUUCUCUCCUGGUAAGCAAUGUCACAAUUACAGUAUGACAAUCAUAAAUGUCAAAAAAUAAACUGUAUCGAAAAGUAUUUCAAAGAUCAGUCACAACAAAUCAAUAACAACAGUUUUUUGUAUUAAUUCGACUUUGAAUAGAUCUAAAUUUACAGUCGUUAUAUAAAGUUAAGUCUGUAGACCAGAUCUAAUUUAAAAUUACCAAUUCAGGCUAGAUACUCUGCAUUUAAACCCCAGAACCCACAGAUUCCAUUUUGUAAAAGAUGAAGAAAACAACGUAUGGCUUCUGAAUCGACAACAGACGACUUGUAAGUGUUGUCAAAACGUAUCUCUGCCAACUUCAAAGGAACCCAGAUAUACACAAGAGACACCAAGAGAGACCAAGCAUCAUCAGAAGUCGGCAUCAGACCCCAGACAUCCUCAACCACCGUUGAUCAAAUUCAAGAAGACCAAGAAGUCUUCCAAAGUGAUUACUCAACAACCGCUGCCUUCAUCGAUCCCCAAGAAUGCUUCGUCCCCUCCGGCUAAAAAGGUUAAGAAAGAAGAAUCAAACUGUUGCCGAGAUUGUUGUUCUGAAUGUGCAAAUAUUUGCAGUAACAUACUAUCAAAUUAA